Molecule: messenger RNA, 2361 nt
Organism: Bradysia coprophila
Lineage: Eukaryota; Metazoa; Arthropoda; Insecta; Diptera; Sciaridae
Gene: Cln7
Product: CLN7/MFS domain-containing 8
Biological process (GO): transmembrane transport
Cellular component (GO): lysosomal membrane
Molecular function (GO): transmembrane transporter activity
Source: RefSeq, a predicted model, not a curated record
CGCAUAACACCAUGAAACAUAAAUGAACUGGAAACUUAUUUUUCCGAGUCCAAUGUUCCAGUAUUUCCGUUUGGAACAUGAACUGUUCUUCGAUAAAAAUAUUUUCGUCUCUUCUUAUCAGACAAAAUAUGUGUAAACAUGUCUCCGCAAUACCACAUCUGUUCUUUGUUCUCUGCAAUACACACCAUAAUCCAUUGUUGCAGAGUAGCAGACAUCGAGGAGUAUAACAACAAAAAACAUUUCAUAUUUGUUACUAUACACACAAUGAUGUAGAGCUCCAGUAUUUAAUCACACCGACACGGUUUUAAUAAAACAAAAUGUGAAUUUAUGAAUUGUAAUAUGGAUGUACACUUAUCGGAUUGAUAAAUUUAUAUAUCUCUGCCGUUUAUAUAGAUAAAAAACGAUUUUUUUUGUUUGAUUUUUUUUUCGUUACGAUUGCUACCGUGUCAGUUGAUACGACAAGAGUUGAUUGUAAAAAAUAAUAAUUAUAAACCAAAUCAAACAGAGUGAUUAGUGUAAACUUGAAAUUAAGAUUUCAUUCGAAUUGGAGAUACCGAAUUCGUGGUUCUAUUAAAAGAAUAUUUUGUUUAUUAUUGUGUGAUCGCUUGAACUGUUUAUCCGUAUCGUUUGGUGCUGUGGAAGCUUCUACUAUCAGAGAAGAAGCACUCCAAUAGUAAAUUAACAAAAGAAGAACCAUGAUCGUUAGGUGACAAAAAAUUCAAUAAAAAAGAUCAAACCUUUACGACCAAAACAUGGACAGCAUCAGGAAAUUUUUUAAAAAACAUAAGAAAAUCACAAACAUACCGGACGAUGGACUGGAAACGGAAGCUGAAUAUUCAGCACGUUGGCUGUCCAUUCGAAUAAUUUAUUUCACAAUGUUUCUGAUGAGUCUGGGAUUCAGCGUCGUUCUGACCGGCGUAUGGCCAUUUUUGGAUAAAUUAGAUCCCAAUGCUGGAAAAGAAUUCAUGGGAUUGGUGGUUGCAUCUAAUCCAUUCGGACAAAUGCUGUUCAGUCCGCUGUUCGGAUGGUGGGGAAAUAAAAUUAAAUCUGUUCGGAUACCGUUAUUUUGUUCCAUAGCCAUAUUCUGUGUGGCCAGUGCCAUGUACUCAACUUUGGAGUACUUUCCCUCGGCAACUGUAAAAUAUUGGAUGUUGCUAUCUCGUUUCCUGGUUGGUGUUGGAUCAGCAAACAUCACGCUGUGUCGAUCAUAUCUUUCCGAUUCGACGCGGUUGGCGGAACGAACUGGAGCUGUUAGUAUGGUUUCACUAGCUCAAGUUUUAGGAUUUAUCGUUGGGCCAGCUCUGCAAGCUGUUGUAACACCAUUAGGCGACAAAGGAGUGUCUUUCCUGCCUGGUUUGAAUAUGUACACGGCUGCUGGAUGGUUAAAUGUGUUUAUGGCAAUCGGAAACUUUUGUCUAUUUUUGCCAAUAUAUUUCAAGGAAAAGCGGAUAGCCGCCAAGGAAAUCAUGAAACUGCAGGGCAAACAAACAGAAAAAGAGACGUGGAAGGGAAUCAAACCAGAUUACUUUUCGUGUUGGACGUUAAUCGUGGCAUUCUUUGUGUUGGUCUUUAAUUUUGUGUUGUUAGAAACAAUUGGUACUUCACUGACAAUGGAUCAAUUCGCUUGGACCAAGACUGAAGCGUUGCGGAACAUGGGCAUUCUCAUGUCGGUUGGAGCUGUAAUUGCUUGCGUAACCUUUGUUGCAAUAGACCCUUUGUGCAAAAGAUUUGAUGAGCGAUCAGUCCUCUUAUGGGGUGGCUUUUUCCUGAUGGCGAUUGGUCGAUUAGUGUAUAUACCCUACGGUGAUCAUCUUCCCCAAAUGGCUACCAAUUCUUCUUUUGUCGUUGACAAUAUCACAAACGCCACUGAAACAAUCGGAUGUCCACUAUCCCAGGAAUGGUGCCUGACAACACCCGCUUUAACAAUGGUCCAAUUCUUGGUGGGCUACUUUUUGACAUGCAUCGGAUAUCCCAUUGGUGUGACGCUGAUUCAAACCAUAUUUUCGAAAAUUCUUGGUCCCAGACCGCAGGGAGUUUGGAUGGGCAUGAUCACCGGUUCGGGAUGUUUUAGCAGAAUUAUGGGACCAGUGUGCGUUGGAUAUGUAUAUACAAGGCAUGGAACUUAUGCGACGUUUGGUUUUACUACUGUGAUGAUGAUUGUUGCGCUGUUAUGGCUGCUGAUUUUUAGAGAUAAACUUCUUGUGCCAGAAGUGGAGAAGCAAAAACGAACUGACGUUGAAAUGGAUGAUUUGACUGAGGAAAGUGUUGGGCUGACUAACGAUAAUAAGAAUAAUGCAAUUGUUGCUUCCAAAUGAGGAAAUGUUUUUUUUUAAAGAUUUAUAUUAUACCAAAUGUUACACA